AUGAUUAGAGAUUCGCACCUAAUGGAAGGUUGGACUGCCGAAAAUGAUCAAACUAUGUUUAGAGAUUCGCACCUAUUAGAAGGUUGGACUGCCGAAAAUGGUCAAACUAUUAUGAGAGAAUCGCACGUAUUGGAGGGUUGGACUGCCGAAAAUUAUCAAACUAUUAUUGAAGAUUCGCACGUAUCGGAGGGUUGGACUGUCGAAAAUGAUCAAACUAUUAUUAGAGAUUCUCUCGUAUCGGCUGGUUGGACUGUCGAAAAUGUUCAAACUAUGAUUAAUGAUUCGCACCUAAAGGAAGGUUGGACUGCCGAAUAUGGUCAAACUAUUAUAAGAGAAUCGCACGUAUUGGAGGGUUGUACUGUCGAAAAUGAUCAAACUAUGAUUAGAGAUUCGCACGUAUCAGAGGGUUGUACUCCUGAAAAUGAUCAAAUAUAUUAUUAG
Molecule: messenger RNA, 441 nt
Organism: Parnassius mnemosyne (clouded apollo)
Lineage: Eukaryota; Metazoa; Arthropoda; Insecta; Lepidoptera; Papilionidae
Source: the annotation of a GenBank genome assembly